AUGCAGGAACCAACCUACGACUCCAGUCGUCCGAUGCCCUCGAUCGAGAUUGCCUACUCGUACAAGCUAGUCGGCAUCCCGAAUAAGACUAUCGUCAGCCUGCGCGUCGAAUUCCCACCCAACGGAUCGACUCCCCCGCAUCGUCACGGAGGCGCGAACGUCGGUGUUCAUGUCCUAAAAGGAACCGUCCUCAAUAAAAUGAAUGACCAGCCUAUGAAGACCAUCGAAGAGGGCGGAAGCUGGUUUGAAGCACCGGGCUGUCAUCAUCGCAUCAGUGAUAAUGCUAGCAAGACUGAGCCGGCAACGCUCAUUGCUACCCUGGUCACGGAUACUGAAGCAUUUGAGAGAGAUGGAAUGGGGGCCCUUAUCCAGAUUGACGAGGAGUACCGGAAAUGA
Molecule: messenger RNA, 396 nt
Organism: Penicillium robsamsonii
Lineage: Eukaryota; Fungi; Ascomycota; Eurotiomycetes; Eurotiales; Aspergillaceae
Product: cupin domain-containing protein
Exons: 2
Coding region: 1-396 (131 amino acids)
Source: RefSeq, a predicted model, not a curated record